Molecule: messenger RNA, 1232 nt
Organism: Morus notabilis
Lineage: Eukaryota; Viridiplantae; Streptophyta; Magnoliopsida; Rosales; Moraceae
Product: ER lumen protein-retaining receptor A
Exons: 6
Coding region: 201-848 (215 amino acids)
Biological process (GO): protein retention in ER lumen; endoplasmic reticulum to Golgi vesicle-mediated transport
Cellular component (GO): cis-Golgi network; membrane; endoplasmic reticulum
Molecular function (GO): ER lumen protein retrieval receptor activity
Source: RefSeq, a predicted model, not a curated record
GUCAGAGAAAAGACCAUCUGUGGAAGCAAGUGACCGUUUUCAGCUGCCACGUCAGCUCCCCUGCUUUCCUUCUUCGCAACCUUCCCGAAAUCCCUCAACACACUCACCGCCGUAUUCAGUUGAUUUUCCGCUGCGUUUCCUUCCAUUGAUUCUCUCUCUCUCUCUCUCUAGAAGUUUGUCCAUUUCACUAUCACAGAGCCAUGAAUAUCUUCAGGUUUGCUGGGGAUAUGACCCACUUGAUCAGUAUUCUGGUUCUUCUACUCAAAAUCUACGCCACCAAAUCAUGCUCAGGGAUUUCGCUCAAGACUCAGGAGCUGUACGCGCUGGUUUUUCUGACUCGCUAUUUGGAUUUGUUCACGGACUUCAUAUCCUUGUACAACACUUUGAUGAAGCUUGUGUUCAUAACGAGCUCUCUGGCGAUCGUCUGGUGCAUGAGAGGUGACCCUGCUGUGAGGCGAACCUACGACAAAGAGAUCGACACAUUUCGCCAUUACUUUCUUGUUCUGGGAUGCUUUGUUUUGGCGCUUCUUCUUCAUGAGAAGUUCACUGUUCAAGAGGUCCUCUGGGCAUUUUCAAUAUACUUGGAGGCAGUUGCCAUUAUUCCUCAGCUAGUUUUGUUGCAACGAAGUGGGAAUGUGGACAAUUUGACAGGGCAAUAUGUGUUGUUUCUUGGAGCCUAUCGUGCAUUCUACAUCCUCAACUGGAUUUAUCGCUACCUGACUGAAGCACGUUUCACUCGAUGGAUAGCUUGCAUCUCUGGUCUGGUUCAGACAGCUUUAUAUGCAGAUUUCUUCUAUUACUAUUUUAUAAGCUGGAAAAACAAUGCAAAGCUUAAGCUGCCUGCCUGAUCCAAAGAGGGAUUGAUUCUAGCUAAGGGUUUUUUUCACAGCCUGAUUUGUAACAGGAUACAAGAAGGGGAUACACCACUGAGAGCUUUCACUUGAUACAGCGACCCCGAACUGUAUUAAUCGAGGGGGAAAGGUUUAGGUUUUUUGUCUAUCUCAAUUGGCACCUUCUUACAUUUAGACUAAUGCGAUUGUUCACUUUGUGAUUAUAGCUUUUCAUGUUGUGUUAGUGAGUAUGCUCAUCAGUUGUAAAGACGUUUGUCUAGAGGACGAAAUUGCAGAAUUUGCCAACAUCAUGCCUCAUUUUUAGGGGCAGGCUGAAAAUUAUACCAACUUUUUAAAGUUUAAAAAAAAAAAAAAAAAUCUACAGAAUAUGAUUAACCAAAU